Molecule: messenger RNA, 858 nt
Organism: Salvia splendens (bonfire salvia)
Lineage: Eukaryota; Viridiplantae; Streptophyta; Magnoliopsida; Lamiales; Lamiaceae
Product: zinc finger MYM-type protein 1-like
Exons: 2
Coding region: 1-858 (285 amino acids)
Source: RefSeq, a predicted model, not a curated record
AUGGAACAAAAUCAGUCUGCAAUAGAAGUUGAAUUGGAUUUGAAUGAUAUUGAUGCUGAUCCAGGAAAACGAAAGUCAAUAGAGGCUUUUGAUGUUGCUAUUCGGGAUAGAGUACGGAUAGAGUAUUUGGUUAAAGGUCCUUGCCAACCAAUUGGGAAUACAUAUCCGAAAAAAAAAUAUGGUAUUCAAGAAAGAAGUUUUCAAGAUGCUUGGUUUACAAAAUUUCCAUGGUUAGAGUAUAGUGAAUCAAAAAAUGCAGCCUUUUGCUUUUGGUGCUAUCUUUUCAAGCAAUCAGAUAAAGGAGGUCGAUAUGCAGAAGAUGCUUUUACAAAGACAGGCUUUAACAAUUGGAAAAAUGCACUAGAAAAAUUCAAUCAACAUGUUGGGGCUGCAAAUAGUUGUCACAAUAAUGCUCGAAUUCAGUUUGAAGCUUUUCAAGAUCAAAGGCACGGUGUGGCAAAUGUAUUUCGAGCAAAUACUCGUAAGGAGGAAGUUGCAUAUCGUGUUCGAUUGACUGCUUCAUUGGAUGUGACUCGUUUUCUUUUAAAACAGGGAUUGCCUUUUCGUGGACACGAUGAAUCAAGUAGUUCUUCAAAUCUAGGUAAUUUUCUUGAGUUGCUUCAAUGGCUUGGUCAACAUAACGUCGAUGUUUCCAAAGUAUUGGGUACAAAUGCUCCUGCUAAUAAUCAGAUGACUUCUCCACGAAUUCAAAAGGAGUUAGCAAAUGCGUGUACUUCAGAAGUCACACUUGCCAUAGUCAAAGAUAUUGGGGAUAGAGUUUUCACUAUCUUGGUUGAUGAGGCUCGAGAUGUUUCAUUGAAGGAACAAAUGGGUGUUGUGUUUAAGAUACGCGAAUAG